This is a messenger RNA of Entelurus aequoreus (snake pipefish), 1998 nucleotides long. RefSeq lists its product as uncharacterized. The record is from RefSeq and is a predicted model, not a curated record. Lineage: Eukaryota; Metazoa; Chordata; Actinopteri; Syngnathiformes; Syngnathidae.
UCUUCUUCUUCUUCGCCUUCUUCUUCGCCUUCAUCUUCUUCUUCGCCUUCUUCUUCUUCGCCUUCUUCUUCUUCGUCUUCUUCUUCGCCUUCUUCUUCUUCGCCUUCUUCUUCUUCGUCUUCUUCUUCGCCUUCUUCUUCUUCUUCUUCUUCGGCUUCUUCUUCUUUGCCUUCUUCUUCUUCUUCGCCUUCUUCUUCGCCUUCUUCUUCUUCUUCGCCUUCUUCUUCGCCUUCUUCUUCGCCUUCUUCUUCUUCUUCGCCUUCUUCUUCUUCUUCAUCUUCUUCUUCGCCUUCUUCUUCUUCGCCUUCUUCGUCUUCUUCUUCGCCUUCUUCUUCUUCUUCUUCUUCUUAUUCGCCUUCUUCUUCGCCUUCUUCUUCUUCUUCGCCUUCUUCUUCUUCGCCUUCUUCUUCUUCUUCGCCUUCUUUUUCGCCUUCUUCUUCGCCUUCUUCUUCGCCUUCUUCUUCUUCACCUUCUUCGCCUUCGCCUUCUUCUCGUUCUUCUUCUUCUUCGCCUUCUUUUUCGCCUUCUUCUUCUUCACCUUCUUCGCCUUCUUCACCUUCUUCGCCUUCUUCUUCUUCGUCUUCUUCUUCGCCUUCUUCUUCUUCUUCACCUUCUUCUUCGCCUUCUUCUUCGCCUUCUUCUUCUUCUUCGCCUUCUUCUUCGCCUUCUUCUUCGCCUUCUUCUUCGCCUUCUUCUUCGCCUUCUUCUUCUUCUUCGCCUUCUUCUUCUUCUUCAUCUUCUUCUUCGCCUUCUUCUUCUUCGCCUUCUUCGUCUUCUUCUUCGCCUUCUUCUUCUUCUUCGCCUUCUUCUUCUUAUUCGCCUUCUUCUUCGCCUUCUUCUUCUUCUUCGCCUUCUUCUUCUUCUUUGCCUUCUUUUUCGCCUUCUUCUUCGCCUUCUUCUUCGCCUUCUUCUUCUUCACCUUCUUCGCCUUCGCCUUCUUCUCGUUCUUCUUCUUCUUCGCCUUCUUUUUCGCCUUCUUCUUCUUCACCUUCUUCGCCUUCUUCACCUUCUUCGCCUUCUUCUUCUUCGUCUUCUUCUUCGCCUUCUUCUUCUUCUUCACCUUCUUCUUCGCCUUCUUCUUCGCCUUCUUCUUCUUCUUCGCCUUCUUCUUCGCCUUCUUCUUCGCCUUCUUCUUCGCCUUCUUCUUCUUCUUCUUCUUCUUCUUCUUCUUCUUCUUCUUCGCCUUCUUUUUCGCCUUCUUCUUCUUCACCUUCUUCGCCUUCGCCUUCUUCUCGUUCUUCUUCUUCGCCUUCUUUUUCGCCUUCUUCUUCUUCACCUUUUUCGCCUUCUUCACCUUCUUCGCCUUCUUCUUCUUCUUCUUCGUCUUCUUCUAUGCCUUCUUCUUCUUCACCUUCUUCUUCUUCGCCUUCUUCUUCUUCGUCUUCUUCUUCGCCUUCUUCUUCUUCGUCUUCUUCUUCGCCUUCUUCUUCGCCUUCUUCUUCGGCUUCUUCUUCUUCUUCGCCUUCUUCUUCUUCGCCUUCUUCUUCGCCUUCUUCUUCGCCUUCGCCUUCUUCUUCUUCUUCGCCUUCUUCUUCUUCUUCGCCUUCUUCUUCGCCUUCUUCUUCUUCUUCGCCUUCUUCUUCGUCUUCUUCUUCGCCUUCUUCUUCUUCUUCGUCUUCUUCUUCGCCUUCUUCUUCUUCUUCGCCUUCUUCUUCUUCUUCGCCUUCUUCUUCUUCUUCGCCUUCUUCUUCUUCUUCUUCUUCGCCUUCUUUUUCGCCUUCUUCUUCUUCACCUUCUUCGCCUUCGCCUUCUUCUCGUUCUUCUUCUUCGCCUUCUUUUUCGCCUUCUUCUUCUUCACCUUCUUCGCCUUCUUCUUCUUCUUCUUCGUCUUCUUCUAUGCCUUCUUCUUCUUCACCUUCUUCUUCUUCUUCUUCUUCUUCUUCUUCUUCUUCGCCUUCUUCUUCUUCUUCGCCUUCUUCUUCUUCACCUUCUUCACCUUCUUCGCCUUCGCCGCCUUCUUCUUCUUCUUCUUCUGUGCCUCUCAUUUCCUGGAAAUGA